Messenger RNA from Stegodyphus dumicola, 1648 nucleotides. It is a transcript of the gene atms, whose product is annotated as RNA polymerase II-associated factor 1-like protein antimeros. NCBI's taxonomy places the organism in Eukaryota, Metazoa, Arthropoda, Arachnida, Araneae, Eresidae. Gene Ontology annotation, cellular component: Cdc73/Paf1 complex. The record is from RefSeq and is a predicted model, not a curated record. Gene Ontology annotation, biological process: transcription elongation by RNA polymerase II. Gene Ontology annotation, molecular function: chromatin binding; RNA polymerase II complex binding.
AUUUACGACCUGAAGUGUGUGAGGAGUACGUACGUUUGGAAAUGAUGUUCUUUUAACUAGUUAAAAUAAAAGUGUCAAAUCUAUUGCACUGGCUUUGCAAUAUAUGAAAAUAUGCCCCCUACAAUACAAACAGGUACAGCUGCUGCUGAACGAGAUCGUAAACUAAGACCUGGAGAUAAAAGAUCUGAUCUGGUAUGCAGAGUGAAAUACUGUAACACUCUUCCCGAUAUCCCAUUUGAUCCAAAAUUCAUCACCUAUCCUUUUUUACCUAAUAGAUUUGUGGAUUAUAAGCCAACAUCCUUAGAAAGGAAUUACAAACAUGAUCUUUUGACUGAACAUGAUCUUGGAGUUACUAUUGAUCUUAUAAACCCUGACACAUAUGCUAUUGAUAAAACAACAGGAAAUCUUCAAUCCGAUGAUGAAAGACUGUUAGAAGAAGAUUCUCUGACACCACAAGAUUCAAAAAGAUCACGACAUCAUAACAAAGCUGUUCCUUGGCUGAAGAAAACAGAAUAUAUAUCAAAUGAGUUUAAUAGAUAUGGUCAUAGUAGUGAAAAAACAGAAACCAAGGUUGGUUAUAAUGUCAAGAAACUUUUCAAGGAAGAAAAUGUGUAUAUGGGCCGUGAAAGUCAAAUUGCUGCCAUUAACAAAACUUUCUCAGAUGCUAAAAUACCAAUUGAGAAGCAUUACAGCAAGCCUAAUGUUUAUGCUGUUGAAGAACUUCCUGUAUUCCCAGAUAACCAGCUGUGGCGAUAUCCAUUUGCUCAAGUUAUGUUUGAUACAGAGCCAGCUCCUAACUCACAAAUGGAAGAAAUGUCACAAGCUAUGAUCAGAGGUGUUAUGGAUGAAAGUGGUGAACAGUUUGUCGCUUAUUUCUUGCCAACUGAAGAAACUAUGAAAAAAAGGAAGCGAGAUGCUGAGAAUGGUGUUGAAUAUGAAGAUGAUGAAGAGUAUGAAUAUAAAAUGGCACGUGAAUAUAACUGGAAUGUUAAAAAUAAAGCAUCUAAAGGUUAUGAAGAAAAUUAUUUCUUUGUGUUUCGAGAUGGAUGUGUCUAUUACAAUGAACUAGAAACUCGAGUGCGUUUGAGUAAGAGAAGGUUAAAACCUGGUGCCCAACCUAAUUCAAACUCCAAACUUGUUGUUCGUCACAGACCUUUGAAUGAAAUGGAGUUCAAGACUCAGGAAUUGCGAAUGAUGCAGUUAGAUGCACCUCAGGAAGAAGAAGAGGAAGAGGAGGAGGAAGUGGCCCAGCCCAAUGGCGAAAAAGAAAAUGAGGCUGAGGAAGAAAAUGAAGGCGAUGAAGGUGGAGAAGAACAGGAUCAGGAGGAGGAAAAAGAAUCCGCUUCAAGUGAAAGUGAAGCUGAAAAGAAAGACGAUGAUGAAAAAGAGGAAGAAUCUGAAGCAGAGGCGGCAUCAGAAGAGGAAGAAGAAAAGGAACAAGAAAAUGACAGAGCAAGUAACAAAUCGGCUUCUAGCUCUAAAUCUUCAUCUUCCUCUUCUAGUGAGAGCGAAGCUGAAGAGGCAGAUGAUCAGAAGAAAAGAGAUGAGGAAGAAAUCUUUGGAAGUGACAGUGAUUAAUAUUGUAAAUAAAUGUUCAUAUAAGUAGGCUGUACAUAUUUUUAUUGUAAUAAAUAUUUUUUCCAUGUUU